AUGCCCUCUCCACGACCCGAGUAUCCACUGACCUUCUCAGACCUAAAGGAUAGGAGAGGGAAAUGUUGUUACCAACAAGGCAAUGAUCUGCUUUGUACACAGUGGGUCAACGAAGACGACGGCAAGGAAAGUGACAGACUCAUCCAGGACAUCGAAUGUGGUCGUUUCAAAGAUGGAGAACUUGAUGAUGCCCUAUUGAGAACCUUCAACUUGAAAUGUUGCAGAAGAUGGCACAGAGAGAACAAACAAGAUACUGCAUUGAAAGAGCAAAUAUGCCGCCAGUGGAAAGACCAACUCUUUGCGAGAGACUGCGGUGCCACCAACAGCGUGCCUGAGUCUCAAGUAUCCUCCCAAACUUCCUCCACCGUCCCUGUGCCCACAACAGGCAACUCAGAGGGACCCGUUACUCGGGCCCGAGCAAGCGGAAAGGACAGCGGUCGCAGAACUUCGCCACAGAUUCACACUCCAGAGGAUGUUAUCACCCGGGAAGGAUCCCAAUUCGUCCGAUACAAGAGGGAACUAACGAUGCAUACAUUGUUGACAUCUCCGCUGCCGAAAAAAUUUGUGGAAUCUGGAAUCUUGUACUGUUAUACAGCAUCAGGGCUUAGCAAAAUCGGUGCUACGGGGCGUCAAGUCUCGGACAGAAUGACAGAGAAGGAGAGAAAAUGCGCCAAAUAUACGAGACCAGGAUAUCAGACUGAGACCGUUCCCCACGCCUUUCAUCUCGAACGCCUCUCACAUCUCGAACUCGAGAUCAGAGGGUGCAGAUUAAGGGAAAUCUCCUGCAAAUGCGGCGUAAAACAUCGGGAAUGGUUCGAUGUUACCGACCGUGAGGCGGAAAGGGUCAUUUGCGCGUGGGCGGAAUGGGCACUACGCGCCCGACCCUACGACGCCGCCGGCCGCUUGUCAUGGAAAUGGACUGAAAUCGUAUUUCAGAUGGAGCGAGCAGGCAUUCCAAUUACCGGUCAGGCGCUUAUCGACCGGAUUUCUCCUGUUGAAGGUGUUCGAGAACGUCGCAUCAAGGAGGCCCCGGAGACUCCUGAAGACAGCUUUGGAGGUGAUCGGACGCUCCUUAAGUCCUGGGCUGAAGUCGCGGCACCAAAGGCCGCCGAAACCUCGAUCGCUGAUGAUUCUUUUACGCUGGUGGAAACCGAAAAAGCACCAGAGGCCGAAAGAGCAAGCAGCAAAGCAGUCGAGUCUGCAAUCGCUGCUGGACCGGAACCAGCGACAACUGCCCAGACCGCUGGCGUGCCCAUGGCCGUGGUUCUCACCGAAGACAGAUUGGACCGGGUCGCGUUAGACCUGCAGAAGCAUCUCGCAUUACAACAACAGACCCUCAACAAGCUUGCCGAGUUACUGCAACAAUUGCUCGCUGCGUCACGCGAGCGGAUUCUUGUGGACACAGCUUCGACUACCGCUCCACUAACACACGUCUCUGUCUCCGAUGUUGGGACCAUUGCUGCAUGA
Messenger RNA from Cladophialophora psammophila CBS 110553, 1467 nucleotides. RefSeq lists its product as uncharacterized. NCBI's taxonomy places the organism in Eukaryota, Fungi, Ascomycota, Eurotiomycetes, Chaetothyriales, Herpotrichiellaceae. The transcript has a single exon. The record is from RefSeq and is a predicted model, not a curated record. Bases 1 to 1467 code for a protein of 488 amino acids.